Molecule: messenger RNA, 2930 nt
Organism: Carcharodon carcharias (great white shark)
Lineage: Eukaryota; Metazoa; Chordata; Chondrichthyes; Lamniformes; Lamnidae
Gene: sh3bgr
Product: SH3 domain binding glutamate-rich protein
Exons: 13
Coding region: 285-962 (225 amino acids)
Cellular component (GO): cytoplasm
Source: RefSeq, a predicted model, not a curated record
UCUCCCAGGCGGACUUCGCUGGCUUUUGCGCAACUGUGCUGCCUUGUGGUGCGCUGAAGCUGCUUUUUGUGCAUGGGUGGGAGCUGAGAAGGUCGGGGAUCAUUGCAGACAUUCUUGCCUCGUCUUUUUUUUUUGCUCUUUUUUCUGGGGUCAAUCGCUGAGAGAAAUCAUGGUUAUCAAAGUCUUUAUUGCAAGCCAGUCCGGUUCCACCGCGCUAUUGCUACUUUUCUCUACAUAAUGGUUAUGGAGUUUCAGAAAAUUCAUCAUACGUGAAACACUUGGAGAUGCUUCUGAGAAAUGUGAAAAGGUGCUAUAUAAAUAUCAAGAAGAAACAGCAGGAUGUUCUGGGUUUCCUAGAAGCCAACAAAAUUGACUUUAAAGAAAUGGACAUAGCAGCAAAUGAAGAUAACAGAAAGUGGAUGCGGGAAAAUGUUCCAGGAGAAAAGCGCCCACAAAAUGGCAUUCCUCUCCCUCCACAAAUCUUCAACGAUGAACUCUAUUGUGGGGACUUUGAGGCUUUCUUCAAUGCCAAGGAAGAUAAUGGAGUUUAUACAUUUCUUGGCCUGGCACCACCACCUGGUUCAAAGGAAGCACAUCAGGCUAUAAUCAUCCAGAACGGCGAAGUUCCAGAAAGUGAUAAAGGAGACUUAGGCAAUGAGCAGCAUUUGCAUAUAGCUGCAGAAGAUCAGCUUGAAGAAAAUAUUGAAAUGUUGCAUAAUCAUUUUGAACAGUCAACAGAUAUAAAUGAAAACAUUGGUGAGAAUGAAGCUGUGAAAGUUGAGGAAUCUGUUCAUCAAGCUAUUGAACCAGCAGAGGCUGCAAAAGAAGAGGAACAACCAGAAUCAAAGGAAAAAGAAGAAGUGGAGCCAGUUACAGAGGAUGAAGAAGAGCAGCCUGUAACUGAGGAGGAGGAUGAAGAAGAACCAGUGACUGAGGAUGAGGAUGAAGUGGAUGAAUCUUAAAAAUAUGAUUUUGCUUUUAUAUGAUUUCAUCUGCAAGGGUUUAAGGAAGCAGAAGCCCUUGCGGAGCAAAAGCAAGUGUAAGAACUUGACCCAGGAACAUUGCACCACCCAUAAUAACCUCAGUAAAAACAUUGGCACUGCCCAAGAAGUUCUUCAAUUCAAAGAAAACAUGGAUUUCAACAGAGGAGUAGCCUUCAAACAUCUCCUAUUUUUGCAAAUAUUGAGCCGCAAUCAACCUUUUCUUUCUGUUUGUAGAUGAUUAGCUGCUGUUAUGCUUGGAGCCAGUGAGCUUUGUAGAAGCAAAAUUAGGUUUUUGGAAGCUGAUCUAAGCACUCGUGACAACAUGGCAUUGUUAAAUUCUUUAACACCCGAAACUUUUGUCCUUGGAGCUGCCAGUGAAAGCCUUAGAUCAAAGUUUGCCUCCAGGAUAAGAACUGCCAAUUUUUGCAAAGUUUUGCCUCCUCCUUAAUUAUGCCAAGUUGCCUCUGUUUCCUAUUAAUUUUUGCCACUGUUCCCUUCACUGAAAAUCAAUUGCUGUGAAUGUUGGAGAGAGUAAUUACUGAUAAACGAUGCGGUGAAGUUCUUUUUUAAAAAUCUCCUUAUUUUCCUUUUCCUCUUAAUGAUGUAUUUUAAUAGAGCAUUUUGGUGUUACAUCAACUUUUUAAACAGAAGAAAAUAGUUAGGUUAAACUUGCACCAUCCAAUGGAAAAUUUUCAUCUCUUAUUUUCUUAGGCAUUCAAAUGUCCAUCCCCAGAUUUGGAUAGUGUUUAUUCUGGGUCUAGAUUAUCAGGUGCACAUUCUGUCUUAAAGCAGACAGCUGGGCUGUUCUCUGUUUCAUGGUGUUUAGCGUGUAGUACUGUAGUGAUACUCAUGCAGGAGUUGUAAAUGUCAGUCUGCUUAUUUGAGAAAAGGACUCCUUUCAGUAUAUGAGGUAAAUGUCUCACCCUAUAUUCUUACCAAAAGUUUUUUUUUGUCAGUUUACAUUAAAGGAAGGAUAAGUGUGUAAAUUUGAAUCCCCAAGGUAUAUGAUUGCCUGUGUUGCCUACUUGUUUUCCCCUUGUCUAAUAUUAAAGGUGACAGUGUCAUGGUGGAUAGUGUUUAAACUUGGUUUUAACUUUCAUUGCUGGACAAUAAAUAUGGCAUUGUGGAUCAGCCACUGGUUGUGCCUCUUGCUUACUUGUCCAUUGCGUUGAAGUUAAAUAGAAAAGGAAAUCAAGCGGGUUGCAUCCACAAGACUGCAUUUACUGCCCAGCAGUGAAAGUUAGAAUUGUCCCUUGAUUCGUGUCUCUUGUGCCUUUUUGUGUCAGUUUAGUCUCUAAAUGUAAAGGAUCCUGAACAGCAGCAACGCAAACGUGAAUUAGCCCUGUAAUGCAACACCUCAUGUCUCUCGGGUUUUCUCCAUGAUUCCGGGGCAAAUGGCUCUUCAUCUCAAUUUUCAAAAUAAUGACCUGUGAGGCCUUCUAAAAUUGAUGGGAAUGCAGCCACUAUCUUUUAAAAGCAAAUUAAAAGCAAGAGACAUCCAGUGCUAUGGCUACAUUCUUUAAAUAGUCACAACUGAAAGAAUUUGGUUGCUUUCAGUGUUUUUUAGGAACUUACAGCAUGGAUAGGAUUUUUGGCCCUUAUUGAAUCUCAGUACCAUUUGCUAUGUAUAGAAAGUAGACCACAUUACAUUACCUCUUUCCAUAAUGGAAUGUAACUAAAAGGUGCAGUAUUAAAAGUGUGCUCCUUGUGGGAGGUAUAGGGCUGGAAGACCUGCUAAUUUGAACUGGUGGAACAACCCUCGCACAGUUAAUGAUUCUACCCCGUUAGCUUCUUCUGGAAUUUAGCCAAAAUACUCUUUACUGCCCAUGUCUAACAGCUGUAAUAAUAAAGUCCUGUUCCUUCAGUGCUAUCACCAAAAAAAUGUGAUCACUCAAAGCUUUAUGAAUUCCCUUGCACCCAACAAUUAUAUUUAUGUUGUACCCAUCA